This is a messenger RNA of Anarrhichthys ocellatus (wolf-eel), 5363 nucleotides long. It is a transcript of the gene rgs12a, whose product is annotated as regulator of G protein signaling 12a. The coding region runs from base 231 to 4487 and encodes 1418 amino acids. Gene Ontology annotation, cellular component: nucleus; plasma membrane; cytoplasm. The transcript is spliced from 18 exons. Gene Ontology annotation, biological process: regulation of G protein-coupled receptor signaling pathway; signal transduction. The record is from RefSeq and is a predicted model, not a curated record. Gene Ontology annotation, molecular function: GTPase activator activity; protein binding. NCBI's taxonomy places the organism in Eukaryota, Metazoa, Chordata, Actinopteri, Perciformes, Anarhichadidae.
AUGGAGGGCGGCGGUGCUCGCGCGCGUUGCCAUAUGGAAUACUGAAUCACGGCAGGGGAAAAAAAAUAAAAAAUGGACGUUUAAAGUGAAAAUGUCAACUUUUAAGGCGUUAAGCAGCGUUAAACCCGAGGCAGCGUUUGUGGAUCUUUUCACUCCCGCAAAAAGGAUGACAACAACACAAUAGUGCUUCAGUUCCAACUCGCCGGAUCUCACAGCACCCUACAACAAAGAUGAGGAUACAGGGACAGCCCGAGGGCGCGAGGAGGCGUCUGGAUUUAAGCGCGGUCGGUGAGCUGAGGGGCGUGGAGGUCACCCGCGGUCGGGCCGGGUAUGGCUUCACUAUUUCGGGACAGAGGCCGUGCCUGUUGAGCGGCAUCCUGGAGGGAAGCCCCGCGGACCUGGUGGGACUCAAACAGGGGGAUCACAUAAUGGCCAUCAAUGGGAACGAUGUGUCCACCGCUCUGCAUGAGACCGUGGUGCAGCUGAUUGGCAGCUGCACGGGGCCCUUGCAGUUGGUGGUGCUUGCUGCGAGCCGAAUCAUGGGGAACCCCAUUCUCAAUGACGCAAAGUUUGGGAUCGGCCCGAAAAGUGGUGUUUUCCAAAAGGCAGGUGUUCUCCGCACCAUCUCGCACGAUUCGAGUAACUCCUCCUUUCACUGGAGUCCUGCCAGCGGGGCCAAACUGAGGCCGGUGUCCGAGCCCGAUAUGUCGCAAUGGUUGCAGUGGGGUGGGCAACAGUGGAACUCUCUAGCUGAGCAGCGAGAGGAGGGAACUCCCAGAGCGGGGGACACGGACUCUGUGUUUACGGACACAGAUGAAGCUAAACCAGAUUGGAGUAUGUUAAACAUGACCUUGGUGGUGGGCUACCUGAGCUCCACAGAGCUGAUUUUAAACACCACCGAAUCGGAGGAGGACUGUUUGAAAGCCAUCCGGGAGCGAAUACGGUUGCUGGGAAUGGAGCAGAACACCCAUAGUCUGGUGAUGAUGAAGAUCAUGUUCGACUGCAUCCGACUCUGUGAUGACGCCGGAGCUGUUUUGGCGGCGUUGCCCGCCGAGAACCUGGUUUUAGGGGCCGUGUGUGCUGAAGACCCCCGUUUUUUAUGCCUGGUCACUACAGCGCAUAUAAUCAACGGCCGCGUGCCCGAGGACGGGCCUCUGCGGGCCUCCUGCCACGUGUUCUUCAUCGACCCAGAGCUAGGAAAUCAUGACGACCACAUUGGCAUUGCCGGACGCUUUGGCUUCGACUGCACUCCCGAUCCAGAUACCUUGGGCUGCCUGGAAUUCCCUCACACUCCGCCAGAUGUUCUUCACUUCGUCACAGUGCUGUACAGUGACAUGGGGGAGGCCGUGGAGAGGCUUCGAGUCAAACUGGACAUGGAGACUCAGCAGCAAGCCAAGGAGAUCGGCAGCGCCGGCAAACAAGGCAGCGCCAGCAGCAAUGGGGACAGUGGGAUUGGGAAUGCGUCGCCCCCCGAGGAGAGAGCGGACAGGGAUUUCCCUUCUGCCAUCCGAAACCACCCUGGAGCCCACCUCCCCAGCUGUCCAUGGGAUUAUCCCCGGGCUGAAGACCUCACCCCAAUAAACCUCUCCAAGAACGGGCAAAAACUGAAUCCCGAGAACAGUGCCGGCACACAUUCCCUUUCGGAGUCCCUACCCGGACCCGAUUCUCUUCAUAGCUUUUACGGAGGUCCUCCACCCAGGCUCGAGUUCCAGUUCAAGCCCCCACCACCUCCCCUGCCGCUGAGCAAAAAAGCAAACUUCUUUGGAGACCCUCUCAGAGGGAGCCAAAGGUGGUUCUCAAAGCCAAAGUGGUCUAAAGCCCUGAGCGGUAACCCUGAGCCUCCGGUGACCAGCAGCUGGUCCUCCAGCCCCGGCCUGAGCACCGGCACAAGUAACCUGCCGCCCCCCAUGAACCAGAUCCCCUCAGACAGGUACUGCUCAGCAGAGGUCAUGAUGCUCCCUCCCAGACAGGAAUGGACCAGAAGGUUUCUUGAGCAGAGAGAGAAACAGCGGAAAGGUGACGGUACCAAAAAUGGCUCCAGGUUUUGGGGUCUGGGUGUUGCUCGGGCCUCCAAACGCCGCUCCUCCAAACGCAUGAGCUUGGCACGAUCACUGGACGACCUAGAGUCGGCUGCUUCCUCAGAUGGCGACUAUAGUGGAGUCCAGUUGCAGGGAUGCUGCAGCCAGAGCAGCCUGAACAGCAAUGGCAGUCUUCCAGGAGCAGGCAGCCUCCGAGGGGUUCCGGAGCAGCGCGUGGCCAGCUGGGCCGCCUGCUUCGAACGCCUCCUCCAGGAUCCAGUGGGUGUGCGCUACUUCUCGGAAUUUCUCAAGAAAGAAUUCAGCGAGGAGAACAUCUUGUUCUGGCAGGCCUGCGAAUACUUCAGUCAUGUCCCAGCAGCUGAUAAAAAGCAGCUGGGCCAGAGAGCUGGCGAGAUCUACAACAGCUUCCUGUCCAGCAAGGCCACGAUGCCGGUCAACAUCGACAGCCAAGCCCAGCUGGCCGAUGACGUGCUCACCUCCCCGCGGCCCGACAUGUUCAAGACGCAGCAGCUACAGAUCUUCAACCUGAUGAAGUUUGACAGUUAUUCGCGAUUCCUCAAGUCCUCCCUUUACCGGGAGUGCAUGCGUGCCGAGGUGGACGGCCGACCCCUGCCGGACCCUUACCAGAUUCCCUGCAGUCCUGCGCCCUCGAAGCACAGCGCCACCUCUGACCGCUCGGCCCUCUCAACCCCCAAAAAGGAGGCCAGAAAGCAGAGGUCAGGGAGGUCCCCGAAUGAAGAAAGCCGGGAUGAGAGCGCUGACAAGAAACGCGGCAUCUUCUUCUCGUGGUCACGCAACAGGAGCUUUGGGAAGGGCCCGAAGAAGAAGGACAUAGGAGACAUUAACCUCGACUACUCGGGCAGUAAUGGGCGGAGGGAGUCCCAGGGCUCCUUGUCGUCCGGUACCAGUCUGGAGAUGGCCACUUCCUGCUCUGCCGGCAAGAUUGAGUCUGAUAAUCGCCACUCGGUGUGGGAGCGUUCCCCCAAACAUUGCAGCGUGGUGCUGCCCAACGGUUCCUGCUCUUCAAUCAGCCUUCGGCCCGGUGCCUCCAUAAGGGAAGUCCUCCAAGGUCUCUGUCAGAGCAUCAGCAUCAACAUGGCUGCUGUUGACCUCUUCCUGGUGGGAGGGGAGAAGCCUUUGGUGUUGGACCAAGACUGCAUGACCCUCAGCUCUCGAGAGUUGAGAGUGGAGAAGCGGACUUUGUUCAGAUUGGACCUGGUACCCAUUAACCGCUCCGUGGGGCUUAAAGCCAAACCCACCAAACCAGUCACCGAGGUCCUGCGUCCCGUGGUGGCCAAAUACGGCCUCCACCUCAGCGAUCUUGUGGCCAAAGUAAGCGGAGAAACGGAGCCUUUGGACCUGGGCGCCCCCAUAUCGAGCUUGGAUGGCCUACGAGUUGUUUUGGAUCGAAUCGACCCAGCUUCAGGGAAAGACAAAUCUAAGUCGUCCUCCCUAAAAAACCACCCCCCAAGUAGAAGUUUUUCUGCCACAGGAGAUGAGAGGUCAACACCAAAGGACUUUUCUCUGAGAGCAAGUGGACCAGACUCAGCACUCCCAGGGGAAAAGAGAAAACAGAAAAAGAUUAAUAUAGAUGAAGCUGAAGAAUUCUUUGAGCUGCUGAGCCGGGCGCAGAGCUCCCGAGCCAACGACCAGCGCGGACUCCUGAGCAAAGAAGACCUGGUGCUUCCCGACUUCCUGCGUCUAGUCCCACCCACCUCCUCCUGCUCCGCCUCCUCUGACCUGGCCUGCUCCACCCCAGACUCCCUGAAACAAAGUCGGGAGAACGGCGUCUCCUUGCGGGGGGCCCUCACCGCCAGCCUUCGCUCAGAGAGCCUGGACUCCUCCCUCAGCUCCAGCGCCAACGGACACUCCGGGACCAGGCGGUGCCUGAUGCCCCCUACUCGCCACUCGACUUUUGGCACCCACCUCUCCCCCAUCCCCCGGCCCUUGGACACCCGGCCGAUCCUCCGCACCGUAGAGGAGGACGCCCACAGCGACCUGACUCUCGUGGGGGAGGGCGACAUCAGCAGCCCCAACAGCACCCUGCUGCCUCCAUCGCCGUUCCCCAUGCAGUCCUUCAACAGCAGCCUGCCCGAAGCCAACUUCACCCCGCCGCCAAUCUGCCCCCAGUCUCAAGACGCGGGUGGAGAGGGAAAGUCCAGUUCAGGAACGAACCCAAACGCGGACACCAAAUCACCCACCGACGGAGCCGACGCUGCACAGACGGUUCAGGAGGUGAUGGAUGUGGAGGGGGUUCACCUGGAGGAGGGGACGCUCGAAACAUCCCAGGGAGAGGACUCUGAGCUCAGCCUGAGCUUCCAGGGCUACGUCGCUGAGCUGCGGCAGUGCCAGAGCAAGCUGAGGAGUACCCAGAUGCCCCAGAACGGCCGCAACGCACCGGAGGGCAAGGACUGCAAGACGGACCUCUACAAGGCCACAAUUGUCUAAAGGGAACCCCCCCACUGCUGCACUUUUUCAGCCUGAGGCACUGUCUUUUCGAAAGGGAAUUAGUUAAACGAUGGACUGCAUGUACACUCCAAACAAAAUGAAGAAAAAAAAAUCUAUAUUACAGUGAUAGAUAUUGUAUAUUUGUUACGAAUUCUGGCGUGUUCUUGUUGAUUUUUAGUACUGGUUGUGAUUUUUGGACAGUGAUAUGUUUUUGUUAUGGUUUAGUUUAAUAAUGACGUGCAAAGCAAUUGUAUCAAGAGCCAUGUUAGACCAAGGACAACCAUGGAAGAAGCCGGGAAUGAACUUUUGGGUACUACUUUCUAAGUAAAGCAUAUAUUGCAAAUGGUUUAUAAGUUGUGAUUAGUGGGUUUAUUUAUCGUUUUAAGUCGUCUUUACUUUCUAAUAAACCUUCAAAAUGAAUUAAAUAGCUAUAUAACUAAAAAGUAAGUUAUGUUAGCGAACAAUACGUACAAGCCAAGGGAUUAACCAUUAAUUAAGCUAUUAAUUACAACUAAUUGUAUUUAUAAAGUUUGAUUUAAAAAUCUUGACUUAAUGUCCACCUACUAGCUUUUCCAGCUCGUCUUAUGCCGAGGAAGGCUGUGAGAUGCAGUUGAAAGCUAAAAAAAAGCUAGUAAGUGAACCUUGAGUUUGAAUUUUUUCUCAAAAAACUCUUGCCCUAUUUGAAAGCGGGACCCACUUUUGUUGGACCAUAAGCUAGAGAGGACUCUGUUUUAAGGAUCAAAAGGGAGGCAAAUCACACUUUUAAUGCAUAUUUAAAUAUUUCCUCUAUAUCAUUCCUAUGUUUUGCAGAUACUGACGGUACCUUUGUUGCCUGUACUUCCUGCUUCUGUGGUUUUGAGGUUGUCCACAUGUUAA